Molecule: messenger RNA, 1050 nt
Organism: Fonsecaea erecta
Lineage: Eukaryota; Fungi; Ascomycota; Eurotiomycetes; Chaetothyriales; Herpotrichiellaceae
Exons: 2
Coding region: 1-1050 (349 amino acids)
Cellular component (GO): mitochondrion
Source: RefSeq, a predicted model, not a curated record
AUGGCUGAAUACACUGCUCUAUUUGACGACCUCGAUCUCGAAACAGCCAACUUGAUUCUCAAGCUUCAGCUUGAGGAAAUUGAAGACCUACGCACCAACUCCAAAGACAAACAUCGGGCUGGAGCGCUCAGCGAUGCUCAUGAGGCACUCUCCCUGUUUGAGGAGAAUCUCAAAAACAUACGCUCAGCCUUGUCCGACCGGCAAAUGACCCAGAGCAUCGCAGACGCAGUACAGGCAGACGCUGAGGCUAUUGCCGAUGUCAUUCGUGAGGAAGAAGUCGCUUGCGAAGACCACACUCUUGCACACCGUCUGAAUGGGAGCAACGUUACAUCAGAAGUCCACCUCCACUCUAGCGACCUCAGUGGAAAAACCCUCGCCAGACUCGCUGGACGUUAUGUUUCCGAACGUGUCGGCUGUGAGCUAUUCGAAGAUACCAAAAUCAGCCCAAGGCAGCAGGAAGACGAUUUUCAGGCCGAGAGUUCUAUGAGAGGAUCUGGUCGGAAGCAGGCACCCCAUAAAACCCGCAACCUCCGAUGCAUUAUCUGCGACGAAUACAAGAAGUUCUUUGAUGUGAUCGAAGUGCCUUGUAGCCACGCCUACUGCAAACCAUGUUUGCAGAAACUUGUCGAGUUGGCCUCCAAAGACGAAUCAUUGUUCCCUCCGCGUUGCUGCCGUCAACCCUUCGAAAUGGACGUGGUCGACAUCUUCCUCACUAAGGACCUCCGAGACCAAUUUGAACACGCCAAAGCUGAGUUCGCCAUCAAGUCCUCGACCCCGUCGUCGCGUUUCCGAAAGUCUCCCCCUCUUUCCCUCGACCACUUCAUCCAACGCCAGCGCGUCCUCUCCCUCUACCGCGACAUUCUCCGCUCGUUGUACCGUCACAUGUCCCCGCCCCAGAGGGGAGAGAGUAUCGCGUAUGCAAAGGGCGAAUUCACACGAAACAAGGAUGUGCAGGAACUCGACAAGAUACGGUAUCUGAUCAGUAUGGGGAAGGCCGAGUGGGACGGCGUCAGGAGGGGGGUGGAAGAGAUGGGCCCUGCGCGAGGCUGA